This is a messenger RNA of Setaria italica (foxtail millet), 1452 nucleotides long. RefSeq lists its product as uncharacterized. Gene Ontology annotation, molecular function: glycosyltransferase activity. Lineage: Eukaryota; Viridiplantae; Streptophyta; Magnoliopsida; Poales; Poaceae. The record is from RefSeq and is a predicted model, not a curated record. The transcript has 2 exons. Bases 1 to 1365 code for a protein of 454 amino acids.
AUGAAGCAGCUCGCCACGAAGAAGAAGGCGAUCGCCAAUAACGUGAGCCAUUUCAAGCGCGCAGUCUGCCUUCUCCCUCCUCUCCUGCUCGCCGCCGUCCUCUAUCUCCAGUUCCAAACGGCCACCGGCCUCUUCUCUUCGAUUUCCCGAAUCGUUAGCCAGCCAGCAGCCAUCGACGACCUCGUCGACCGCCUCCGCGCGUCGGCCACCUUCCUGCCGCUCAAGGACACCCGCGAGCGGUCGGAGACGUGGUUCAUCAGCACCCACGACGACGUCUCCGAGCCCGACGGCGAGGCCAAGAACCUGGUCUUCCCUUCCGCGGCGUCGGCCGGCCGGCUCCUCUGCCUGGCGGCUCCCUCCCGCCACGACGGGACCAGGAACGCCUACGCGCUGGCGUGGCGCGACGCGCUCCCCCACGGCGCGGCGCUCCGACCCGGGCUGUCGUUCGUGUCGGAGACCGCCUACGACCACAGCAACCUGUGGCACGGGCUCACGGCGCUGGUCCCGUUCGCUUCGUGGCACGCGAGGAGCGGGUGCAGGGCGCGGCCGGCGAGGUGGGCGCUGUUCCACCACGGCGAGGUGCGGGCGGGGAUGAGCGGGUGGCUGACGGCGCUGGCCGAGGCGGCCACGGGCGCGAACAUGACCGUCGAGACGUUCGACGCGCCCGGCCCCGUGUGCUUCGAGGAGGCGGUGGUGUUCAGGAGGAACCUGGAAGGUCUGACCAGGGAGAGGCUGCUCGGGGCGUUCGACUUCAUGCGGUGCAAGGCCAGGGCCUACUGCGGCGUGGACGCGUCGAGCGCCGGAGGCACCGACCCGACGGCCCUGCGCGUCACGCUUCUCUUCCGGUCGGGCGGGCGGGCGUUCAAGGACGAGGUGGCGGUCACGCGCGUGUUCCAGGAGGUGUGCGCGCGGGUGACCGGGUGCACGGUCGCCGCCGCGCACUCGGACAACGUGACGUUCUGCGACCAGGUGAGGUUGCUGAGCGCGACGGACGUGCUGAUUUCGGCGCACGGGGCGCAGAUGACGAACCUGCUGUUCAUGGACAGGAACAGCAGCAUCAUGGAGUUCUACCCGCUGGGGUGGAGGCAGAGGGCUGGGGGCGGCCAGUUCGUGUACCGGUGGAUGGCGGAUCGGGCGGGGAUGCGGCACGAGGGCUCCUGGUGGGACCCCAACGGCGAGCCGUGCCCACGCUCCCCUGACAUCCUCAGCUGCUACAAGAACCGGCAGAUCGGGCACGACGAGGCCUACUUCGCGCAGUGGGCAGCCAGAGUCUUCGCAGCGGUCAAGGAGCGCAAGGCUAGGAGGGCCGCCGAGGUACCGGCCAGUGAGCGCCGGCGAAAGGCAGCGACCUGCAACUGCAGCUAGCAGUGCUACACUGCUACGUGCUGUGGACGCACGUCCCGCCAGCAAGUCUUAUAAGUUCUUUUGGUUUCACUAAAUAAUAUAUUUUUA